This is a messenger RNA of Opisthorchis viverrini, 1217 nucleotides long. RefSeq lists its product as hypothetical. Gene Ontology annotation, cellular component: cytoplasm. Gene Ontology annotation, biological process: protein modification process. The coding region runs from base 28 to 852 and encodes 274 amino acids. NCBI's taxonomy places the organism in Eukaryota, Metazoa, Platyhelminthes, Trematoda, Opisthorchiida, Opisthorchiidae. The transcript has 6 exons. The record is from RefSeq and is a predicted model, not a curated record. Gene Ontology annotation, molecular function: protein-L-isoaspartate (D-aspartate) O-methyltransferase activity.
CUGUCUUUCUUCACGUUGUUGAAUACCAUGUGGCGCGGGUUGUUUCGUUCUUGCAAGUUCUGUUUUAUGCACAUCUCCAGUACCAGAAGUGGAUUUAGGUUGUUCCAUGUCCUAUCUGUUUUAUCAGUUUCAGCCAUGGCUUGGCAAUCAAGUGGCAGAACUCACGAGGAACUUAUAGGAAACCUGUAUAAAAAUCGCGUGAUCCGUUCAUCCAAUGUGAAGGAUGCUAUGAUUGCAGUGGACCGUGGCUUGUUCUCCAAGCAUAAUGCGUACGAGGACCGACCGAUGCCGAUAGGGUUUGAAGCCACCAUUAGUGCUCCCCAUAUGCAUGCCCAUGCUCUGGAGGCGCUCCAUGACAAGCUUGUUCCCGGAGCACAUGCCUUGGAUGUGGGUGCUGGUACUGGCUACCUGACUGCUUGUAUGGCUUUAAUGGUCGGUCCCACUGGUGUUGCUGUGGGCAUUGAACACAUUGAAGAGUUGAGCACUAUGGCGAGGGGAUAUGUAGCCAACUGGCUCGCUCAAAGUCAAGUGGCCAAAAAUAUGGGAAUCGAAAUGGGCAAGCAACUCAAACUGGUCACGGGUGAUGGCCGACAAGGCUGGCCUGAGGACGGACCAUAUGAUGCGAUCCAUGUAGGCGCUGCAGCUGAAACACUUCCACAAGCGCUUAAGGAUCAGUUGAAACCAGGUGGCCGACUUAUUUGCCCCGUGGGUCCAGUUGGCCGUGAUCAAGUCCUCGUGCAGGUGGAUCGCCUCGCUGACGGAUCAUUUCGAACGACCAACUUAAUGGGUGUGAUCUACGUACCCCUAACGGAUCGGGAGCAUCAGCUUCGUGGCAGAAGAUGGCUAGUGUGACAAACAGAUUCACAGUGUUGUCAUGGCCCCAGGCAUUUCCAAGUCAUUUCGUCUAUUUUCAUAUAUAUGAACACAAACGACACUGCGGACAUGUGCAGAUAAUAUACGCUUUCUCAUUUCACUGCUUUCAUCCAUCUGUUACAGAUAUGAAUUGUAAGUUACAUGUAUCAACAGCAUGGACAAAAAAACAAUGUAUGCAUUCUUGUCCCCUGCUACCUGUUCACGACAUCCUCGUAUACCGCACGCAUUUCGUUCUCGUUUUACGUUCAGAGUCUAUAAAACAAAGCCUACUUUUCGAAGAAGUUUGGUUUUGCUUGUGUAAGGUACGCCAGGAAUCCGGUUGUGCUAGGGAUGGUGGACAAUGU